CACCGCUUGACCCAGUCUCAGCAGAGGCGUUACAAGGUAAUAACUCCGAACUCGGGUAUAAAUAUCAGUCGAACCCAAAAAAAAUUAGGCUUCAACGAGAAAAAGCUCCACCUCCCAAGAAGGACUAUCUAAAGAAAAUAAUUGUUCUUUUUGAGAGAGUUUCACUCGAGAUGAAGACAAUCUUGUGCUUGCUCAUCUCACUCGCUGUGACACAGGCGUAUUUUUACGCCCCGACUUGCAAAUCCGGAAAACAGCCGUGCUACCUGUUUGGCUGCGGCUCCAACCAGUUCCAAGUCCCCGUGGGACUGAACUACGGCUGUUGCCAGCACCAGAUUUUUGACCAUCGCAACUACAUCUGCGCGCGCAUUAAUGGUGUGAUCGGUGCGCACAAAUGCGACGUUUGCAGCCAGUUUAAGUGUAAUAAUGGUCACUGCGUUCACCGGAACUGGAAAUGUGAUGGUUCGAAUGACUGCAGAGAUGGCACGGAUGAAGUCGGCUGCGGAAAAUGCGGGAGUACCCAGUUCCGUUGUCGUAACGGCAACUGCAUCAACCGAAACUACGUGUGUGACAAGGAUAACGAUUGUGGAGACGGCUCAGACGAGGUCGCCUGCAGCAGGCUCAACGGUGGUUGGUGCGGUGCUGGGCAAUACCGCUGCGAUAAUGACAGGUGCAUUCCCCUGAACUGGGUGUGUGACCGUCUAAACGACUGUCAUGACAACUCCGACGAGUCGGGCUGCAGGGGGGUGUACGGGAAGAGAGCGCUUAACAAGAAGCUCAAACUCGACGAGCCAGACGAGAUCAAGACAUUGGACGAGAGCAACGACUUGACUUCCAACAAUGAACCCGAAUCGGACGAAAACUCGGCCGAAGCGAAGGCGCGUGCGAAAAAAUAUCCGCCAAAGAAAAACAAUGUCGAUGUCGAGGAAGAAGACAAAGAACCUGAUGUUCCCGACCAGAAGAAGAGCGGCUAAACGACCUUAUACUGAGGGUUAUCUUUUUUAUCCACUUGAUUUUACGAUACAAAAUCAGAAUCAAUAAUUCAAAGAGAAAACAAAAAGUUGUAGUAAGGCAGUUUUGCAUCUCAUUUUGAGUUUGCUUUUGAAGUUUGUGAAAUAAACGUGAGCAUCAAACAA
Messenger RNA from Nematostella vectensis (starlet sea anemone), 1133 nucleotides. RefSeq names its product very low-density lipoprotein receptor. The transcript has 5 exons. NCBI's taxonomy places the organism in Eukaryota, Metazoa, Cnidaria, Anthozoa, Actiniaria, Edwardsiidae. The coding region runs from base 171 to 971 and encodes 266 amino acids. Gene Ontology annotation, molecular function: protein binding. The record is from RefSeq and is a predicted model, not a curated record.